This is a messenger RNA of Ailuropoda melanoleuca (giant panda), 2634 nucleotides long. RefSeq names its product ST6 N-acetylgalactosaminide alpha-2,6-sialyltransferase 1 (gene ST6GALNAC1). The coding region runs from base 93 to 1868 and encodes 591 amino acids. The transcript has 9 exons. Gene Ontology annotation, molecular function: alpha-N-acetylgalactosaminide alpha-2,6-sialyltransferase activity. Gene Ontology annotation, biological process: oligosaccharide biosynthetic process. The record is from RefSeq and is a predicted model, not a curated record. Lineage: Eukaryota; Metazoa; Chordata; Mammalia; Carnivora; Ursidae.
CUGGCCAGGAGACCUCAGCACUCAAACCACCAGCAGUCCACAUGAAAGCUCCGGGAUAUGCAGAACCUUCUUGCAGCGCCUGACCCACCGCCAUGAGGACCUGCCCACCUAGAUUCGGUCGUCUGGACCAGGCCACCCAAUGGCUCUUGCUUUUGGCUGUGUUGGCCUUGUUCCUCUUCAUGCUGCCCUCCUUUAUGACCGAGCCCAAAACAAAACCUUCCAGGAAUCAGCACAUGCUUCACAAGGAGAGGUCUCCAAAGUUGCUCCGCAAGGCUGCAUGGCAGGCUGUCACCGGGCGAGGAGGGACAAUGGCCCCGGGGGUGGCGUCGACGCAGGAAAACAGCACGCAGGCCCCCCGGGCCACGGCCCAGGCCAUGGCCCACGCCGCCCACAACGACACCAGAGCAGAGGCCAGGGGGGCUGCCUCGGCUGAGCUGGCCCCACCAAGGGGUCAGGAGAGGAAGGACACCCUGCUGGACACACGGCCUCCAAGGGCGCAGGACGGGGGGGUGGCCUCUGACGGGGCAGAGACAUUGUCGCUGAGGAGUCAGGACACCAGGACCAUCAAAGGAAGGCAGGACCAGAACAAGGACCCCACAGCCACCAGGACAGAGCCCCCAGAGCCUCAGGGCAAAGCGCGGACCGCAGCAAGGACGCCGGUGCCGGAAAGUCAGGUGGAGGCGCUGACCACACCAGGAGCAGGGUCAAUGGGGAGGACAAUGAAAGGAGUGACCACACCAGUCGUCCCCCACCGGGAGACAGGCCGGGCCACGCAGCCCUCCACCCCUUUCCAGAGCCGAACCACACAGAGAAGCCCAAGUCUUCGGGCCUCCAACUUCAAGUCCGAGCCCCGGUGGGAUUUUGAGGAACAAUACAGCUUUGACACGGGGGCCCUACGGUCGAGCUGCUCCGACUCAGUGAAGGUCAAGGCCUCCAAGUCACCCUGGCUCCAGAAACUCUUCCUGGCCAACCUCACCCUCUUCCUGGACUCCAGCUGCUUCAACCAGAGAGAGUGGGAGCGCCUGGAACACUUCGCACCGCCCUUCGGCUUCAUGGAGCUCAACUACUCCUUGGUGCAGAAGGUGGUGACACGCUUCCCCCCGGUGCCCCAGCAGCAGCUGCUCCUGGCCAGCCUCCCCGCUGGGAGCUCCCAGUGCAUCACCUGUGCCGUGGUGGGCAACGGGGGCAUCCUGAACAACUCCCGCAUGGGCCAGGAGAUAGACAGCCACGAUCACGUGUUCCGACUGAGUGGAGCUCUAACUAAGGGCUACGAACAGGAUGUGGGCACCCGGACGUCCUUCUAUGGCUUCACUGCCUUCUCCAUAACGCAGAGCCUGCUUGCCUUGGGCGGUCGGGGCUUCCUGCACGUGCCACUGGGAAAGGAUGUCCGCUACCUGCACUUCCUGGAGGGCACCCGGGACUAUGAGUGGCUGGAAGCCCUGCUUCUGAAUCAGACCCUGGUGAAAAGUAGCCUUUCCUGGUUCAGGCGCAGGCCCCAGGAGGCUUUCCGGGAACAGCUGCAGUUGGACAGGUAUCUCCUGCCGCACCCCGACUUCAUCCGUUACAUGAAGAACAGGUUUCUGAGGUCAAAGACCCUGGACUCCAGCCACUGGAGAAUCUAUCGUCCCACCACGGGGGCCCUGCUGCUGCUCACGGCCCUUCAGCUCUGUGACCAGGUGAGCGCCUAUGGCUUCAUCACCGAGGGCCACGAGCGCUUUUCUGAUCACUACUAUGAUAAGUCCUGGAAACGAACAGUCUUUUAUAUCAACCAUGACUUCCCGCUAGAGAGAACACUCUGGAAGCGGCUGCAUGAUGAAGGUAUAAUCCGGUUGUACCAGCGUCCCCUAAUUUCUGAACCAAAGAUGUGACCAGAGCCUGGGCCGUAGCAGUCUCUUGGGCCGUUCCAAGGCACGGGGCACGGUGGGAGUCUUGACACUCUACCACCAUUUUCCCAGGGCUCAGGCCAGGCUCCCCAGGGAACCCUGGCACCUAGGGGAAGACGCUUUCAAGACUACAAAUGACUGAUUGAGGCUUUGGGGACGUUGCUGUGGGUUCUGUUCAAAGGAGGGAGGACUCCAGUCUUGAGACCAAGGAAUUUGAAUGAAAUGGGGUGAUGACCGGUCAAUACGCAAAUCUCGUGUGAAUGGCACACUUGACUAUCCAAAAGCUACCUGACACUGGUGGGCGGGGGGAGGGGGAGCCUAUGGAGACGUGUAGAUUUGGUUUCGAAUUACAAAUCUUGUACUUAGCAGCUGUGAAAUCUUGAAGGCCUUACUUAAUUUCACUGGAGAUUGUCUAGAGGACCCUUCCCUCCAGGGCUUAUCUGAUUCUAGAAGAAUCUGCACCUUUCCUUGUCUUUGAGCUCUUUGACAACUCUCUGGGUUGCAGAAAACUGAUAGUAAUAAAAACAAUUCUUGCCCAUGGAGAUGCAAAUAAAUCUUGUACAAUGAAGAUGCAAGUGAUGAUUGCCCUGUGGGCAGUGACCUGUUCUGCACAUACCAGCAAAUUCAUGUUAGUGUUCCUGACUGCCUGUAUGUCUAUCUGUACUUUGGGGUUCUCCUUUGAACCAGUUUUUACAUCUUACUGGUUCCUUCAUUAAUUCAUAAGCUAAAUAAAAUCCUUGACAUGCAUUCA